Molecule: messenger RNA, 2250 nt
Organism: Acipenser ruthenus (sterlet)
Lineage: Eukaryota; Metazoa; Chordata; Actinopteri; Acipenseriformes; Acipenseridae
Product: P3 protein-like
Exons: 1
Coding region: 324-1715 (463 amino acids)
Biological process (GO): bile acid and bile salt transport
Cellular component (GO): membrane
Molecular function (GO): bile acid:sodium symporter activity
Source: RefSeq, a predicted model, not a curated record
AGAGAGAGAGAGAGAGAGAGAGAGAGAGAUCACAUGACUGCCCGGAAAAAAAAAGAGGAAACAUAUUUGUGUUUAAAACUGAAACAGAAAAAAGACGAAAGGGUUACAUUGACAAUCUGAAGGCUCAGACAAAUGAACCAAAUGUGUAACUAUCGGACUUCAUACGCAAACCUCGACUUUGUGAUCCGGAAGAUGGAACGCUAGAGAGAAGAGUACAUUUAUUUUUUGGUAGACCAAUUCGGGGGAACUACAAAAAAAAAUAAAAUAAAAAAAAAAUUAUCUGUGUUGGGCGGCGACCCUUUGCCAUUUUUUAAAAUUAAACAAUGAGGAAAUGUAUUGUAAUCUGUUGGUUGGUCUUCUGUGUUUCCGGAGGUACGGACCUUAACGUUAUUAAUGGUAAUUAUAAUAACAGCAGAACAACGUUGAUGAUAAAUGAGAGCGGGCGAAGGUAUCUCCAUAUAGGAGACGGGACGUCAGUUGAAUUUGAAUUUCCACAGAACACCAAGGGGGUCAUCGUGAUUUCAAGCCACGACUGGGCCAGGACAGAUGGAGAGAGCAGGAAGCAGACGGUGAAUGUAAAAUCCCUGGACACAGCUGUUUUGACAAUUUUAAACGUAAGUGACAGCGAGAAUUUAGGACUGGAAAAAAGUUACCUUGUCAGUAUUAGAUCUGGUCUGGCGGGGAUGGCCCCCCUGUUAAUCCAGUUUUUGGAUUUGCACAAUGAAGCGAAUCCGGUGAUUUUGGAAGAGAGGAAAGAUUAUGUUAUCAAAGUAUCGGCGAAUGAUGACGCUGUGUUGCGGAAUCCGGGUGGGCUGUCCCAUUUCUCUGAAAACCCUGUGCUUUUCGCCCUCUUGCCUUUGAUAUUCAUCAACAAAUGUGCUUUUGGAUGUAAAGUGGAAAUUGACGUUCUACGGGAUUUGUUGAAACAGCCGCACCCAGUAUUGAUGGGGAUAGUGGGGCAGUUUGUGGUCAUGCCUUUGUACGCUUAUGCCUUGUCCAGGAUUGCCUCUCUUCCUAAAGCCCUGUCUCUAGGGCUGAUCAUUACCUGUUCGGCGCCGGGAGGUGGGGGCGGUUACCUGUACAGCCUCCUCCUGGGCGGCGAUGUGACCCUAGCCAUAUCCAUGACCCUCAUCUCCACUGUAGUCGCCACUGGCAUGAUGCCGCUCACCUCCACCAUCUACGGCCGCCUCCUCGAUGUACACGAGACCCUUCAUGUGCCAUUUGUGAAAAUCCUUGUCACCCUGCUGUUCAUUGCUGUGCCUAUUUCUACUGGGAUGUUCAUAAAGUACAAGUUCCGCAGCGUCUCCCGGGUUCUGCUUACCCUCAUACGGCCGUUCAGCUUCAUUCUUAUCAUCGGAGGUAUUUUUAUGGCGUAUCAAAUGGGAGCUUCUAUACUUGCCAAUGUCAAACCGCAGAUAAUAGUGGUCGGUGUCACGGUGCCACUUUUUGGGCUGUUCUUGGGCUACCUCAUGGCAUUUGCUUUGAGACUGACAGUGCCUCAUCGCAAGACAGUCAGCAUUGAGAUUGGGGUUCAGAACAGCCUCCUGGCCCUCGCCGUCAUGCAGCUGUCUUUCAGUCGGGUGGAGGCAGAUUUUGCAUCUCAAGCGCCCUUUAUCGUGGCUCUCAGCAGCACCUCAGAAAUGCUCCUUAUUGUGAUCAUUAACGCCAUCUACAAAAAACUCAGACCGACCACCCAGACAGAAGUGAGACUGUAGUAUUUCUUUUUUCAUGUACACCAAAAAGUCUUGAGACCAAAAGCCUUUUUUUAUUUUUCAUUUCACGCGAUGCACUAUGUAUGAGAGAAAGUUGAAAUAUUUUUAUACCAAACAUUUUUUAUUUUAUAAUUGAAUUUUAAAAUUAAUUAAUUAUAUAUAUAUAUAAUCUAUUAGUGUGUGUGUGUGCUGUAAUUUAUAUAAUGUUUACAGACUACAAGGGGGUAGUGAGAGUAAAAUUAACCACUGUUUGGCUUUAAUAAUAUAUCCAUGUACUUGAAUAAAAAAGUACAUUAAUACAUGGAUGAAUCUUGCUAGAAACAAUGAGAUUAUUUUUGAAAAACACUGGUACCUAAUUAAAAAGGCUGAUAAAAUCAAUCCUGCAGUAUUAAAUUAAAAUACCUUUGUUAGCCCAUUUAGAGCAAUUUUAUUUCCUAAUUCGAGAAUUCAUGUAUAUUGCAGGUGCCUGUCUGUCAGAUUUGUUCAUUUUACAGAGAAAAUAACUUUAUAAUAAAAAAAUAAAGAUUUCCUAAAUAUA